AUGGACGAGGGUUCUGAUUCAAAAGCCCCUCGACGCAAGAGGGUCUCGAGGGCCUGCGACAGGUGUCGCAGUAAGAAGGAUAAAUGCGAUGGGCUUCGUCCUGCUUGCUCAGCCUGUCAGGCUUCUGGCCAGACAUGCUCAUACGAUCCCAAUGCGAAGAAGCGCGGCCUGCCCGAAGGUUACGUUCGGGGCAUGGAGAAGCUCUGGGCCUUGUCGAUCUGCAACAUUGAUGGCUUCGAGGAUACCAUGCUCUCCCUCUUGGGCACAACGCCAGAAUCCGCCGGCCGGAGGGAUAGGGUGAUGUCACUAUGGUCUGAUGAUGGUGCAUCGGAGAGUCUGCAUGAGUCUUGGAAAACUAGCCAUCUUUACAGUGCACUCGAGAAGAUGCUGUCGGCUAACUCGGAAUCAUCACCGUCGCAGACCUCUGGGAAACGGACCCGAGCGGAUAGUGCAUCUAUCUCCAGCAGUGAAUGGGGUCUUCGAGUAGAUCAAAGCACGAAUCCUCGACUUGAUGCACCACGCGUGGUCUCCCCGUCCGCUUCUCCCCGUCUCAAGAGGUCUCGGUUAUCUCUACCAACAGAUGGCCGAGCUGCAUCGCAGCCUCAAAGCAAGGGCCUUAACAUGUUGCAACUUCCUCCGCAGACGUCCCAUCUACUGGACGUCUAUUUCGCCACCACCCAUUCCUGGUUCCCGAUCGUAGCGAAACAUAACAUCCUACGAGCAUCCUACCUUUAUGCAAACCCAACCCUGUCCGUUACAAAUGUAUCCCCUGGUUCCGGUGACCAUGCAGCACUAUGGGCCAUCUUGAGCUAUACCGUUUCCCAAUCCCGGGCCAAUCAACUCGACGGCCCUUCAGGUCUACUUACGAAGACAAAGGGAUACUAUUCGAUAGCGCAGAGUUUGAUCCCGUCGGAGAACGAGCAUCAUGAACUGGGUCAUGUGCAGGCGUUGCUACUAUUGACCUUGGUGAAUAUUGGCCUAGAGGAGUGGACAGCGGCCUGGCUGAUGAGCGGCAAAGCCGUCCGGAUGGCUAUCUCCAUGGAUCUUGGGACUAUAACCAACACUCGGCGGUCAGAGGAGCUCCGACAGGGUAAAGCAACUUUCUUGGGUUGUUUUGUAGUUGACUCCUUGCUGUCAUUCCGUCUCUCUCGAAGACCUUGUAUGCACCCGCGGGAUCUGUCGCCCGUGGGCUUGUUGGAAGAAGAUGGCCUGGAAGAGUGGAAUUCCUGGCCCGACGUCUUGCUGCCUACAGGAGCAGCGCAGACAAAGAACCCACCACGGAGAGGUCCCCUUCUUGCUCUCAGCUGCUUUAAUCGCCUGGUCGAACUGGCGAGUGUGUUGAAUAAGGUCGCGCGAGACUGUUCUGCGGGGCCAAACAGCCAUGCAUUUGCGCAGCAGAUGGUCUUGGAACUCAAACAAUGGGAUGACCACCUGCCUUUGGGAUGUCGACUAAUUGGUGCCGAAAGCAUUUACCCGGAGCGGCAUUCCGCUCUGCUUCCGCACCAGAGCUACCUGGGGUUGGUAUAUGCUGCCACACUCCUAUGGCUUUAUUUACGUAUCGCACCUCAGGAGCUUGGCCUGCAUCACUCACAGCGGCCUGCCACCGAAGGUGCAAAGAAAUUGUUGUAUCGAGCGCUUCCGAUGAUAUCCCAGCAUUUGGAUAAUUUUCCAAUGUGUGGACUGCCGCCAGUAUUCGAGCUGUCUCUGCGCACCAUCACUGAGCAGGCGUUUGCACUACGAACCAUGAUAGAGUCAGAUUCGUUUCCGUUUUCACAGUGGACGGAGGCACUGGUCAAGCGGACAAAGGAGCUCACUCCAACAUGGCCGGCCUAUGCCACGCUGCUUACUACUAUCGAGCGUUGGUAUCGGUCAGGCAGUCUGUCCGAGGUUCCGUCCAUGGCGCUGCAAGGGACAAUGAAUGUCCCAGGACUUUCCCCGGGGUCUGUGACAAUGACAGGGAAUCACCCACAGGGCAGUAAUUCGAUUCGGUCCCAGGCAAACAUGCCGGGGGCUGCGAAGCAGGGCUUGUCUUCGUCAAUACUUGGUAUAGCGAUGCCUGCAGAUGGGCAGUAUAUGACUCCGAAGGACACUACUAUGGAUAAUGCAGAUCUAGCAAUGACAGAUGCGUCAUCUCUACAACAACAGGUCGAUAGUGCUUCAUUCACAGAGAAGCUUGCUCCGACCAACGGACUGCAACCUUCAGCGCAGCCACAGCCACAGCCGCCCACACCUGACUCGUCAGUGUCGAACCAGAUGAUGAUUGUCUCCAAUGACCGACCGUCACAUCCUGAAAAUAUGACCGGGUCCAGCGGCUCCAACAUAGGAGAACCACAAACAUCAAACGGCGCCAUCGAUGCUAUCUUCGAAGACCUCGCAUAUCUCGACACAACCGAAUGGGCCAAUAACCGCGAGGCAGGACUGAAAGAAUUCGGCUUUAUCGACGACAGCACAUUCCAAGCGUUCUGUCACGAUCCAGACCGUCUGGUGGGAUCGCAGCCAUUAAUUCAUCCGCCAUCUAUAGCUGAUAUCUGGCCACCGCCGGGAUUCUUCCCGGAGACAUUUCAGGAUAAUUCGGAUGACCGAAUGAGUACGUAA
Messenger RNA from Aspergillus ruber CBS 135680, 2595 nucleotides. Its product is annotated as putative C6 transcription factor. Gene Ontology annotation, biological process: positive regulation of transcription by RNA polymerase II; DNA-templated transcription. The transcript has 2 exons. Lineage: Eukaryota; Fungi; Ascomycota; Eurotiomycetes; Eurotiales; Aspergillaceae. The record is from RefSeq and is a predicted model, not a curated record. Gene Ontology annotation, molecular function: DNA-binding transcription factor activity, RNA polymerase II-specific; DNA binding; zinc ion binding. Bases 1 to 2595 code for a protein of 864 amino acids.